Oryza brachyantha (malo sina) is the source of this 1213-nucleotide messenger RNA. Its product is annotated as ras-related protein Rab11D-like. Bases 212 to 862 code for a protein of 216 amino acids. The transcript is spliced from 2 exons. Gene Ontology annotation, molecular function: GTP binding; GTPase activity. NCBI's taxonomy places the organism in Eukaryota, Viridiplantae, Streptophyta, Magnoliopsida, Poales, Poaceae. Gene Ontology annotation, cellular component: endosome. The record is from RefSeq and is a predicted model, not a curated record.
AACCAGAAAGAAGAAGAGACCGAGCGAAGACGACGCCGGCAAGGGCAACCCCGUCAUUCCACCCCCGCCUCCUCUUCUCUCCCCCUCGCCGGCGUCUCCCUCCCUCACUCCGCUUCCAAACCCCCCCUCCCCCCCCCCCCCCCCCGACCUCCUCCUCCUCGCUCUCCCACUCCACUCUGCCGACACAGCAGCCGGCGCGCGAGCGAGGGAGAUGGCGGGCGGGGAGAAGGUGGACUACGUCUUCAAGGUGGUGCUCAUCGGCGACUCGGCCGUCGGCAAGUCCCAGAUCCUCGCGCGCUUCGCCCGCAACGAGUUCAGCAUCGACUCCAAGGCCACCAUCGGCGUCGAGUUCCAGACCCGCACCCUCAUCAUCGACCACAAGUCCGUCAAGGCCCAGAUCUGGGACACCGCCGGCCAGGAGAGGUACAGAGCUGUCACAAGUGCAUACUACAGAGGAGCAUUGGGAGCUCUCCUAGUCUAUGAUAUCACCAAGCGCCAGAGCUUUGACCACAUCCCUCGCUGGCUGGAGGAGCUCCGAGGCCAUGCAGACAAAAACAUAGUCAUAAUGCUGGUUGGCAACAAGAGUGAUCUUGAAGACGAGCGUGCCGUGAGCACCGAGGAUGCCAAGGAGUUCGCCGAGAAGGAGAACCUCUUCUUCCUGGAGACCUCUGCUCUGCAGGCCACGAACGUCGAGAACGCCUUUCAGACCGUCCUGUCAGAGAUAUUCAAAAUCCACAGCAAGAAGAACAUGGCAGCGGACCCAAAGGCGAAUGGCGCCGUCCCGUCGCUUGCAGGGAAGAAGGUCGUCGUCCCAGGCCCAGCACAGGAGAUCCCGAAGAGCAAGUGCUGCAGUUCCAUGUGAUCUUACUCCACUCAGACUCAAAUGUAUUUGUGUGCCUUUUUUUGAGAAUAUUCACGCGAUCUUUCUGGAUGUACAUCCCUGCUCAAAUAGCUCUAGGCUGCAAAGUACUGGACUAUUGGUUGUUUCGGUGAUCAGGUGGACGGGACGAGUGGGUGCCAUAGCUUAGAUUUGUGACAUUUUGUCACUUCUCAACUGGGACAGUGAGAGUAGGGUGCGAGCAGAGGAGCUCUAUUUUUCAUAGGAGUGGGUGGGUUAAUUAUGGUGUUAAUUAUCAAUAGCCGUGUAUGCCGAUUGUUUUACAUUCCUUAAAGCCUUUUAUGUACUGUUACACAUAUUAAUAUCUACUUCCUG